UCCCUUGGAAGUAUCCUUAGCUGGAUUUUGAAAAAGCAGCAAUCUUUAACCAAAGUUUUACACAAAACCCAUUAAUAAAUUGACCAUUCUCUCUAUAUAAACCACAACUUCAACUAAUAACUACCACAAAACCAAAUCUUCAAGAAAAUCAAAGCAAUCUCUCUUCAAGGAAUCAUGGAUAGUUCUUCCUCUCAUCAGUCUAGCCACCACCACCACCAACAACAACCAUUGCCUUUGCACUUGUGUUUCUUCCUGCUAAUACUACUAAUGUUUGUUGGGCUGUCAUGGUACAUAAACUAUGAGCCUGUUCUGGAGAGCAUAUUUGAUCAAGUGAAGAUUUUACUCAUAGUGUCUCCUUUGGUGCUUCUGUUGGUUGUCCACUGGAUUUCAAGUGAUGAGAGUGGGAGAUUCUCUUACUUGAUUCCAUUACCAGAGAAAGAUUCACUUCAUAGAGCUGGAGGGACUCCAUGGGGAGUUGGGCUUAUGCUUGUUCUUCUCCUUUUCAUGAUCUCCUACCAGUCUUACUUCCAAGAAAGAUGGUUUCCUCUUCUUAGUAGAUAGUGAAACAACUUUGCUUUCUUUCUUUUCUUUUCUUUUUUCUUUUUUUUGAGUGGGCUGUUUAUUUUUCACUUAAUUAGUUGUAAGUUGUAAUAUUGGUGUUAUAUGUGAAUUGUAUUGUAAAUGGUUUGUUUUCUUU
Tripterygium wilfordii is the source of this 697-nucleotide messenger RNA. RefSeq lists its product as uncharacterized. The record is from RefSeq and is a predicted model, not a curated record. The coding region runs from base 175 to 561 and encodes 128 amino acids. The transcript has a single exon. NCBI's taxonomy places the organism in Eukaryota, Viridiplantae, Streptophyta, Magnoliopsida, Celastrales, Celastraceae.